Messenger RNA from Papaver somniferum (opium poppy), 507 nucleotides. Its product is annotated as F-box/kelch-repeat protein At3g06240-like. The record is from RefSeq and is a predicted model, not a curated record. Bases 1 to 507 code for a protein of 168 amino acids. NCBI's taxonomy places the organism in Eukaryota, Viridiplantae, Streptophyta, Magnoliopsida, Ranunculales, Papaveraceae. The transcript has a single exon.
AUGUACCCAUUCCAGGAGAAGCCCUGUGAACGUGGAGGUGACGGUAUUACAAUUCUGAGUAGUUGUAAUGGUUUGAUUUGCGCAUCCCAUGCUGGUUAUAUUUUUGACGUCUGGAAUCCAUGUACCGGAGAGUAUAGAGUAAUAAGAUCGCCGUUUGAGUUUGAGAACCGAUGUUUGGGGUUUGUCUAUGAUUUCAAAGCUUGUGAUUACAUGUUUGUUUCGAUUUACUGUCAACCACGUACGGAUGUUUCUCAAGUUGAGAUAAACACUUUAGGUUCUGAUUCAUGGGAAAACUAUUAUUCUUACAAUCCUUAUCAAAUUAGCGGCGUAAAGCAUGGGGUGGUUCUAAAUGGAGCUGUCCACUGGUUUGCAAAGUUUCGUACAAGUAAGGAGUGGAAACCACCACAACUCUUAAUUUCUAUGGAUAUGGAAGAAAUACCACAACCUGAAUAUAUGGACGAUUUCGGUUACAAAUUUGUUGAGAGGUCGCCUUUGCUAGCUUUGUAG